AUGCCUCACGCUGACGCCUCAUACUUCACCCCAGGCCAAACUAAAGCCGACAUCUACACCCAAGUCCUCGAGCAAACAAAGGGUCUCCUAGACGGCCAACGGAACUGGGUCAGCAACCUCUCAAAUGUCUCUUCCCUCCUCUGGCACGCCUAUGCAGCUCUACCAAGCCCAUCCUCAUCUGUAAAUUGGGCCGGUUUCUAUAUCCGCGAUGACAAGUUCCCCGCGCUCGCCUCGCCCGUUUCUUCUCCGCCACUCGAAGGCUCCGAUAGUCUGGGCAGCGUUACCAUCUCAACUACAUAUGCCUCGCCAGAAGACCACCUUCUACUACUAGGUCCCUUCCAGGGAAAGCCAGCUUGCCAGCAGAUCAAUUUUGGUCGCGGUGUUUGCGGUACUGCGGCUGCUAGUCAGAAAACACUUGUUGUGCCUGAUGUGUUGGAGUUCCCGGGCCAUAUUGCUUGUGACGCGGAGAGUCGGAGUGAGAUUGUUGUUCCCAUUAUCGUUCGAGGCGAGACGGUUGCUAUUAUUGAUAUUGAUUGCGCUGAGCCUGAAGGCUUUGAUGAUGAGGAUAAGAAGUACCUUGAAAAGCUUGCGGAGUUCUUGGCCGAUAGUUGCGAUUGGUGA
Penicillium taxi is the source of this 621-nucleotide messenger RNA. Its product is annotated as GAF domain-containing protein. The transcript has 3 exons. Gene Ontology annotation, cellular component: cytosol. The record is from RefSeq and is a predicted model, not a curated record. Gene Ontology annotation, molecular function: L-methionine (R)-S-oxide reductase activity; protein binding. Lineage: Eukaryota; Fungi; Ascomycota; Eurotiomycetes; Eurotiales; Aspergillaceae. The coding region runs from base 1 to 621 and encodes 206 amino acids.